GUGAGAUUAACACAAGGUGCUUUUUCAUUUUUACCAGACUUAACUGAUGAGCAAAUUAUAAAACAAAUUGCUUAUGCGAUAUCUAAAAAUUGGUCAAUUAAUAUAGAACAUACAGAAGAUCCACACCCAAGAAAUAGUUACUGGGAAUUAUGGGGUUUACCAUUAUUUGAUAUUAAUGACACAGCAACUGUAAUGUAUGAAAUUAAUAGUUGCCGUAAACAGAAUCCAAAUGUAUAUAUUAAAAUCAAUGCUUUUGACAAUACGCGUGGUAUUGAAAGUUGUGUUCUAUCAUUUAUUAUUGACAGACCUGCUUAUGAACCAGGUUUUGAAUUAGUAAGAACCGAAGAUGUUGGACGUAAUCAAAGAUAUUGCUUCCGUAGUUAUGCAACAUUUAAACCAGAAGGUUCUCGCUACUAA
Messenger RNA from Chondrus crispus (carragheen), 417 nucleotides. Lineage: Eukaryota; Rhodophyta; Florideophyceae; Gigartinales; Gigartinaceae. The record is from the annotation of a RefSeq genome assembly.